Messenger RNA from Trichoplax adhaerens, 978 nucleotides. RefSeq lists its product as hypothetical. The transcript is spliced from 8 exons. Gene Ontology annotation, cellular component: cytoplasm; eukaryotic translation initiation factor 3 complex, eIF3m. The record is from RefSeq and is a predicted model, not a curated record. Gene Ontology annotation, molecular function: translation initiation factor activity; RNA binding; protein binding. The coding region runs from base 1 to 978 and encodes 325 amino acids. Gene Ontology annotation, biological process: cytoplasmic translational initiation. NCBI's taxonomy places the organism in Eukaryota, Metazoa, Placozoa, Uniplacotomia, Trichoplacea, Trichoplacidae.
AUGAGACCGAUUCUCCUUCAUGGGCACGAACGUGCUAUUACUCAAAUUAGAUAUAAUAGAGAAGGAGAUCUCUUAUUCUCCGCAGGGAAAGACCAUUCUCCAUCAGUCUGGUAUUCUGAUAACGGGGAAAGAUUAGGAACGUACGAUGGACACAGUGGUGUAGUUUGGUGUAUAAACAGGGACUCAACAAAAGUCGUAACGGGCUCUGGUGAUAACUCAUAUAUAAUUUGGGAUUGUGAAACUGGCAAACAGUUGCAUAGAAUUGACACCAGGGCAGCCGUUAGAUCUUGCGGCUUUUCGUACAGUGGACGAGCUCUUCUAAUAACCACUGAUCAGCAGCGCGGUUAUGAAUCUGAAAUAUUACUCUUUGGUUUAGAUGACCCCACUCAAAUAAACGACGGUGAACCUUACCUGAGAAUUCCAAUCUCAAAAGAUAAUGCCAAGAUAACAACAGCUGUCUGGGGUAAAUUAGACCGGUACUUAAUUGUUGGUCAUGAAAAUGGCGAGGUCUCUCAAUUUGAUGCCACCACUGGCGAAAAGUUGCACAGUGUCACGGAGCACAGAAAAGCAAUUUCUGAUAUAAAUAUGUACAAAGAUCAAUCCAUGUUUGUUACUGCUUCGAAGGACAGUACCGCUAAGCUAUUUGAUGCUGAUGAUCUGACCUUGCUAAAAACUUACAAAACUGAACGCCCUGUAAAUUCGGCUGCUCUGUCAUCAUUGAAAGAUCACGUGGUUCUUGGAGGUGGUCAAGAAGCUAUUGACGUAACUACAACUGCAGCGCAGGCUGGUAAAUUCGACGCCCGCUUUUAUCAUGUAGUCUUUGAGGAGGAAAUAGGCCGAGUAAAAGGUCAUUUUGGUCCUAUCAAUAGCGUUAGAUUUCACCCUGAUGGAAAAAGCUAUAGCAGUGGAGGAGAAGAUGGCUAUGUAAGAGUUCACCAGUUCGAUCAAUCAUAUUUUGACUUCGAAUUUGAAUACUAA